Adineta steineri is the source of this 810-nucleotide messenger RNA. Lineage: Eukaryota; Metazoa; Rotifera; Eurotatoria; Adinetida; Adinetidae. The record is from the annotation of a GenBank genome assembly.
AUGGUUGAAAAUGAUCAUAAAAGUGCGAUAAGCACAUUUUUUAGUGCAAAAUCGAUAUUUAUUACAGGUGGAACUGGAUUUAUUGGCAAACAAAUCAUUGAAAAAUUAUUAAGAUCAUGUUCAGCUCUAGAUCGUAUAUAUGUCUUAGUACGACCCAAACAUGGUAUUCAUGUUCAUCAACGAAUUGAACAGUUAUGUUCACUUCCUGCAAUACGUUUAUUAAUACCUAAUUUUAAAACAAAAAUCAUUCCUGUUCUUGGUGAUAUAACAAAAAACGAAUUCGAUUUAUCUAAUGAAGAUCAACAAUUAUUAAUUGAAAAUUGUCAAAUUGUAAUUAAUUCUGGUGCAUCAGUUCGCUUUACUGAACCAUUAAAACAAGCAAUUAAAUCCAAUCUGUAUUCUGUUCGUAAUAUGAUUAAUUUAUGUAAAAAAAUGCAACAAUUACAGUCAUUUGUUCAUAUUUCAACUGCUUAUAUACACCCUUAUCGUUUGGAUAUCGAUGAAGUUUUAUAUCCAAUGAAUGAAGAUCCAAAUCUCUUAUUGGAAUCAAUAGAAGGGUUUAGUGAGAAAAUGUUUGAUUAUUUAUCAAAAAAGUUAUUAAUAAACUAUCCAAAUACGUACACAUACACAAAAUCAUUAGCAGAAUAUCUUAUCUUACAGCAAGCAAAUCAAUUACCUAUUGGUGAAGAACUUUCUCAACUAAAUUUAAACAUUUUCUUUUCUUCAUUUUUCUUUAAAUUAGCUAUAAUUCGACCAUCGAUCGUUGGUGCAACAUGGAACGAACCAAUACCAGAAAGUUUUACGAAUUGA